Molecule: messenger RNA, 2347 nt
Organism: Synchiropus splendidus (mandarinfish)
Lineage: Eukaryota; Metazoa; Chordata; Actinopteri; Syngnathiformes; Callionymidae
Gene: lhx6a
Product: LIM homeobox 6a
Exons: 9
Coding region: 145-1323 (392 amino acids)
Biological process (GO): forebrain neuron development; regulation of transcription by RNA polymerase II; neuron differentiation
Cellular component (GO): nucleus
Molecular function (GO): RNA polymerase II transcription regulatory region sequence-specific DNA binding; DNA-binding transcription factor activity, RNA polymerase II-specific
Source: RefSeq, a predicted model, not a curated record
UCCUCUCUGGACUGACUCCGUUUGCCGAACUCAAAACCUUUUCCGAUGAAAAGCGGACUCUUUCGGCCAGCUGAGGUCUUCUACUUUGCGUGGGUGUGAUCGACAAAGCGAGGAAAGUCUGCGCAAACCUGCGGCGCCGUUUGGAUGAUAGCAGUCCUGACGCACAGCCAGACGCGCAUCCGAGACGCGGACCGGGAGUUCAUGUACUGGAAAAAUGAAGUUCUGUCCCCUCUUUCUGAGGGAAACAAGAUUCUCUCCGAAGGGAUUCCCGCGAAGCAGGUGAUCUCUGCCGAGCCUGCGCCGGGGGCGUCACGCUGCUCCGUGGACCCCGUACACACACCAAUGUCUCAGUCGGACGGAGAGUCGCAGCGGUCCCACAUGGAGCGGGAGGACACGCGCUCGUCCCCCAGCUCCCCCUCCACUCCCUCGGUGUGCUCACCGACAUCCACCGCCAGCUCGGUGCCGUCCACCGGCAAGAACGUGUGCGCCAGCUGCGGUCUGGAGAUCCUGGACCGAUACCUGCUCAAGGUGAACAACUUGAUCUGGCACGUGCGCUGCCUGGAGUGUUCCGUGUGCAGAACGUCGUUACGUCAGCACAACAGCUGCUACAUCAAAAACAAGGAGAUCUUUUGUAAAAUGGAUUAUUUCAGUAGGUUUGGUACCAAGUGUGCUCGCUGUGGGCGCCAGAUUUACGCCAGCGACUGGGUGCGCAGGGCCCGAGGGAACGCAUAUCACCUGGCGUGUUUUGCCUGCUUCUCCUGCAAAAGGCAACUGUCCACCGGAGAGGAGUUUGGCCUGGUGGAGGAGAAGGUUCUCUGCAGGAUCCAUUACGACACCAUGGUGGAGAACCUGAAGAGAGCAGCUGAGAGUGGCAACGGUAUCACUCUUGAAGGGGCGGUUCCAACAGAACAAGACAGUCAACCCAAGCCAGCCAAAAGAGCGCGGACGUCCUUCACUGCAGAACAGCUACAGAUCAUGCAGGCCCAGUUCGCGCAAGACAACAACCCGGAUGCUCAGACGCUACAGAAACUAGCGGACAUGACGGGCCUGAGCCGGAGAGUUAUACAGGUUUGGUUUCAAAACUGCAGAGCAAGACACAAAAAGCACACACCUCAGCACAGUGGGGGUCCUCAGGGUCACCCCCAGGCCAGGAUCCCCUCAUCCAUGCCUGAUGAGCUGCAUUAUUCCCCCUUUGGAAGUCCGGACCGGGCGCGCAUGGUGGCCCUCCACGGGUACAUCGACAGUCAUCCCUUCUCCAUGCUGACCUCACAGAACCUUCCUCAUCAGGCCAUGUCACUGCCUCAGCUCCCGCUCAGCCGCUAGCACCCCGCAGAUGCUCAUCCCUGUGACAUAGAAGUGCGGCUGGGCGCACACAUUUUUCACUUAUAAAAGUACAAACUGGGAAUAAAACAGGAAAGACUACAAUUGUGUCGCGUCUCGCCAGAGGCACGAACUGGUGAAGCGUUUAUUACAAGCAGGAAGUGCGCAGCGGCGCGUCCCGAUCACCCAGAAGGUGUCUCACGUAGGUUUGUUUCCCUGCCAUCCUCUGACUGGCAGACGAAGGGACUUGGAUGAGGACGGAACUGAGCACGUGAGCAGGACUUCAGACUGACGUUGACAUGACGACCCUCGAGCAGGGAUGUAGAGGGAUGAAGUCGACUCGCUCACCUCUACACAUGAAGGAAACCUAACUGUAAAGCUUAAUGUGCAUUGAUCGUUGUUUUUGACUGUGACGCCAUUUGAUUCAUUUCAAUCCCUUUGCUCACAUUCCUACACAACCCAUCAAUCAUUUGGUAUUGGAAGCCCAAUGAUCAAAAUAAAUAUUUACUAUUGUUACCAACAGAGCCUGGGUCAGAUAUGACCUGAAAAACCACAUACGGCCAGUUAAGAGUCUUUUGCAAAUGCGCUCUUCUUUAUGAAGGACAUUUUUAUCUAACAUUUGAAUUGCAGCCCUAAAAACAAUCAACCAAACCCAAUUUUUUUUUAGCUGAAUCAUCCACAUUCCUACAAAAUCCGCUGUGUGACAGUUUACAUUUCCCUCAAACUGGCGUGUCGUCACUUAUUUAUGAUUUCUGUGGUUGCUUGUUGAGCCUCUGCAUGCGUGUGAGUCCGUCACACACGGAGGAGUUUUGGUACAGAAAUGGUCAAUAUGAAACAGAAUGUACAUAGACAUCCUGUGUGAGUGCGUGUGUGUCUGUGCGUGUCGGCCAUUGUGAGAAGAGCAGGAUUCGACAAGACCUCAACGUCGUUGUAUUUAUUGAGAUGGUAAAAAUCCCUGUAAAGCACUUUUUUUGUUCUUCUUAAACUGUUCUGUUUUAAGAAAUAAAAGUUUAUUUGAUAGACUGUG